GACAAGGUGAGAAAAAAGUGGGCAGAGGUUGAGUAUAAAGCUCAGCUCUAAAACCACGAUACAGAUACAGCUGCAGACAGAGAUCAAACAUCAAACUCUUCAAACUCUUCAGACAGAAGACAGCAUGGACACCAGAAUUCUCCUCCUCCUCUCUCUCACCGUCUACCUGGCUCUGGCUCAAAAGCACCCAACCCAGAGAUGUACUUGUCGCAGAAUUCGCAACAAACUCGAAAAACCAAAACAAAUCCAGGACAUCCAGAUCCUGCCGCCUUCCCCUUCAUGUGACAAACUGGAGAUUGUGGUGACAAUUAAAAAUGGCUUUCAGUACUGUAUGGAUCCAAAUUCUGAAAAACUCCAGAAUAUUAUCAGAGCCUUCCUUGAAAUGAAGAACAAGUCAGCAGCUCAACUGACAACCAUCAGCCCCAGCGAUGUUUGAGGCGGCCACAAAGCCUCAAUAACGCCACCCCUAAACCCCUGAGGUGCAGACAUCAGCCAGUUACCGUGAAUGUAUUUUCAAUCUUGUAAAAAUGGCAUUACAUUGUAAAAAUGUGGUGUUAAUUUAACACCUACUCUGGGACUAAAUACACUCUAGAAGAUGUUCAAUUGUGCUGAAACAAAACUGCAUUUUUACUGUGCAAUUGUAGGCUAAUUUCCAGUACCUUGCUUAAAGAUGUAAAAGUGGCAGAUUUUGCGAAGUAAACUCUCGUCAGACACAAAGUCUGAUUAGGCCGCUCCUUGCCCUUCAGUCUGCACAUCAGCCAGACACCAUAAAUGUAUUUUUGAAUUUGCUCAAAAGGGACAUGAAUGCACAUUAAUCAGCUUUUAAAUGAUAUAAACGUGUCCAGAGUUGGCAAAGUAGUCCCUUGGCAGAGAUAAAUAAUAACUUAUUGCUUGUUUCCUGCCAUAUAACCUGCAUGUAAGCUAUUGUCCAGAGAAUGUAUCAAAUCAUGAUGUUGCAAAAUCUUAUUUGUUCACAUGUGUUAUUUUUUUUUAUAAAUAAAACU
Engraulis encrasicolus (European anchovy) is the source of this 1004-nucleotide messenger RNA. RefSeq names its product alveolar macrophage chemotactic factor-like. NCBI's taxonomy places the organism in Eukaryota, Metazoa, Chordata, Actinopteri, Clupeiformes, Engraulidae. The transcript is spliced from 4 exons. Gene Ontology annotation, cellular component: extracellular region. The coding region runs from base 125 to 436 and encodes 103 amino acids. Gene Ontology annotation, molecular function: chemokine activity. Gene Ontology annotation, biological process: defense response; chemotaxis; immune response. The record is from RefSeq and is a predicted model, not a curated record.